UUACUCCACCGCGCUCACUCAGCUCGGCUCGGCGAGUUUGACACCAUCAUCCUCACAGUGUCACACGGUCACCACACCCACUCCCACUUUCACUCCCGUGCAGGCGUGCACACUCCCCUCUCCGUCUCCAAGUGCGCUGUGCCGUGUGCGCACUCAACAGUCCAACUGUCCAAGCUCGGCAGCUCACCGGCGAAGCGAGCGUUAACCAUCCAUAAAGGGGCGGCAAAAGGAGAGAUCAAACAAAGGGGUAGUAAAAAAGAAGCAGCAGCAAAAAAGCUCGCGCAUUCCUCCCGUCGCCAUUGCCGCCCCCUACCAGCCUCUCUCGAUAAAAACGCCACCUCACUCCCUCUCUCACGCUCUUCCCGUUUGCCAAGCUUGCCACCUAGCUCGCUCCAAGAAGCAGUGGGUCACUGCUCGCCCAUCGGCUAGCUUGCCAAGGCACGCGAAGAGAGGGGGAGAGAGAAGCUUGGUACUUGGAGGUGAGGAGAGGCGUGGCACCAUGGCCGCGGCGCUGCCUUUUCUUGUCGCCGGCGGCGGCCGCAUCCUUCUGGCCGCGUUCCUGGCGGCCUCCCUCUUGGCCUCGGCCAAUGCGGCCGUCUCCUACGACCACCGCUCCCUCGUCAUCAACGGCCGCCGCCGCAUCCUCAUCUCCGGCUCCAUUCACUACCCCAGGAGCACGCCCGAGAUGUGGCCGGGGCUGAUCCAGAAGGCCAAGGACGGCGGCCUGGACGUCAUCCAGACCUACGUGUUCUGGAACGGCCACGAGCCGGUGCAGGGACAGUACUACUUCGCCGACCGCUACGACCUCGUCCGCUUCGUCAAGCUGGUGAAGCAGGCCGGCCUCUACGUCCACCUCCGCAUCGGACCCUACGUCUGCGCUGAGUGGAACUUCGGUGGAUUUCCUGUUUGGCUCAAGUAUGUGCCCGGCAUCAGCUUCAGGACGGACAAUGGCCCGUUCAAGGCUGCAAUGCAGAAGUUUGUUGAGAAGAUCGUGUCGAUGAUGAAGUCCGAGGGGCUGUUCGAGUGGCAGGGCGGCCCAAUCAUCAUGGCUCAGGUGGAGAACGAGUUCGGGCCGAUGGAGUCUGUCGGGGGCAGCGGCGCCAAGCCGUAUGCGUACUGGGCUGCCAAGAUGGCCGUGGGGACCAACACCGGCGUGCCGUGGGUGAUGUGCAAGCAAGACGACGCCCCAGACCCCGUGAUUAACACUUGCAAUGGCUUCUACUGCGAUUACUUCACCCCGAACAAGAAUUACAAGCCAGCAAUGUGGACUGAGGCUUGGACUGGAUGGUUUACGAAGUUCGGAGGCGCUGUGCCUCACCGGCCGGUGGAGGACAUGGCCUUCGCCGUGGCGAGGUUCAUUCAGAAGGGUGGCUCCUUCGUGAACUACUACAUGUACCAUGGAGGAACAAACUUCGGCCGCACGGCCGGUGGUCCCUUCAUCGCAACCAGCUACGAUUAUGAUGCCCCCAUCGAUGAAUUCGGUCUAUUUAGACAGCCGAAAUGGGGUCACCUGAGGGACCUGCACAGGGCCAUCAAGCAGGCCGAGGCAGUGCUGGUUUCUGGCAAUCCGACAAUCCAGAAACUUGGAAACUACGAGAAGGCAUACGUCUACAAGUCGAAGAAUGGAGCCUGUGCUGCGUUCCUGUCGAACUACCACAUGAAUUCUGCCGUGAAAGUCAAGUUCAAUGGGCGUCACUAUGACCUCCCUGCAUGGUCCAUUAGCAUUCUACCGGACUGCAAAACUGCGGUCUUCAACACCGCAACGGUGAAGGAGCCAACUCUGCUGCCAAAGAUGAAUCCGGUGGUUCGGUUCGCUUGGCAGUCCUACAGCGAGGACACAAACUCGCUGGACGACAGCGCAUUCACAAAGGAUGGCCUGGUUGAGCAGCUCAGCAUGACAUGGGACAAGUCGGACUAUCUGUGGUACACCACCUAUGUCAACAUUGGUGGCAAUGAGCAAUUCUUGAAGUCUGGCCAGUGGCCUCAGCUCACUGUCUACUCCGCUGGGCACUCGAUGCAGGUGUUUGUCAAUGGGAAAUCAUACGGAUCUGUUUAUGGCGGCUACGACAACCCGAAACUAACAUUCGAUGGACAUGUGAAGAUGUGGCAGGGCAGCAACAAGAUCUCCAUCCUAAGUUCAGCAGUUGGCCUUCCUAACGUCGGCAACCAUUUUGAGUCAUGGAACGUCGGCGUCCUUGGACCGGUGACACUCUCCGGCCUGAAUGACGGGAAGAGGGACCUCAGCCAUCAGAAAUGGACAUAUCAGGUCGGCCUGAAAGGCGAGUCGCUCGGCCUCCACACCGUUACCGGGAGCUCUGCCGUCGAAUGGGCCGGUCCUGGCGGCAAGCAGCCACUGACUUGGCACAAGGCCUUCUUCAACGCGCCGGCGGGGAGCGACCCGGUGGCACUGGACAUGGGCAGCAUGGGCAAAGGCCAGAUCUGGGUGAACGGCCACCACGCCGGCCGUUACUGGUCGUACAAGGCCUACUCCGGCAGCUGCGGCCGGUGCAGCUACGCCGGGACGUACCACGAGGACCGGUGCAUGUCCAACUGCGGCGACCUGUCCCAGAGAUGGUACCACGUGCCGCGGUCGUGGCUGAAGCCGAGCGGGAACCUGCUGGUGGUGCUGGAGGAGUACGGCGGCGACCUCUCCGGCGUCUCCCUGGCGACAAGGACGACAUGAACAAGAGCAGGAACUCAUUCUAACUCAUACAUACUGCGACGUACGAAUAUGUUUACAGAUUUUCGGAGCCCAGGAGAGUAGAAAACCGGUGACGCAGUAUUUGUCGACAGUAUUUAGGCACACCACAACACCGUACACACACACAGCUACAGUCUACAAGAGGAGAUGAAGGUGACAUUACUGCCGAGCGGAGAGGUUGUUGCCGGCCAUCAGUGCGGCUGCAGGAACGGCAGCUAGCUGCACCACCGGCACACACUUCGAGCUCAAUUCAAUUGGAUUCUUUUUUGGUUUCAAUGACUCUGAGUAUUGCGACAGUGUAUGCAGGCAGCAGUGUUGCUUGCGAUAGAUUGCGGCUGCAUUUUUGCAGAUGUCAACAUUGAUCGACCUAUUUUUAUUUAUGGAAGGGUAAUGGUUUAUUAGUCCA
Molecule: messenger RNA, 3107 nt
Organism: Phragmites australis (common reed)
Lineage: Eukaryota; Viridiplantae; Streptophyta; Magnoliopsida; Poales; Poaceae
Product: beta-galactosidase 4
Exons: 17
Coding region: 500-2683 (727 amino acids)
Biological process (GO): carbohydrate metabolic process
Cellular component (GO): vacuole; cell wall
Molecular function (GO): beta-galactosidase activity
Source: RefSeq, a predicted model, not a curated record